Molecule: messenger RNA, 1664 nt
Organism: Stomoxys calcitrans (stable fly)
Lineage: Eukaryota; Metazoa; Arthropoda; Insecta; Diptera; Muscidae
Gene: Wdfy2
Product: WD repeat and FYVE domain-containing protein 2
Exons: 1
Coding region: 199-1419 (406 amino acids)
Molecular function (GO): protein binding; metal ion binding
Source: RefSeq, a predicted model, not a curated record
CUCUCACUCUCUCGAAUGUUUAACAUAACUGUGGCAACUUUAAGACUUCUGCAAAAAAAAAACGUCGUUCAUUGCAUUUUUGUUUGAUAAAAUUUAAUCAAACGCUUGCUGGGUGGAUAUAUAUCUAAAGAAAAGCAUAAGAAGUGAAUCAUACGCCCCAAAAAAUAACACUAAUUGGACGAACAAAAACGACAUAACAUGGCGGCCGAAAUAAAGCCAUCUCCGAAAAGGAAUGAACGUUUCAGUACCAAAAAACCUGAAUUACUUAGCAAAUUAGAGGGCAGUGCUGACGACAUUAAUGCCGCUAUUCUAAUACCGGGAGAAAAUGGUGUUAUCAGUGUGUCCGAUGACAAAACUAUACGCGUUUGGUUGAAACGUGACUCGGGACAGUACUGGCCCAGCAUUUGCCACUUUAUGCCCUCGGGAUGCACUUGUAUAUACUAUUUGGAGGAAACACGACAACUGUUUGUUGGUCAAGAGAAUGGAACUGUGACAGAGAAUACGCUCUCGGAGGACUGCAAUCGGCUAUCGUUCGUACGCGAUCACUUGGCUCACCAGGCUCGUGUUGUGGCUGUGGUCUACUCAAAGGUGCACAAUUGGGUGCUCUCAUGUAGUAAGGAUAAAACUUUUGCAUAUCAUUGCUCCGAGUCGGGACGCAGAAUUGGCCAAUACAGCUUUGAGACACCUUGCACUGCCCUGCAGUUUGAUGCAUUGGCCAAAUAUGCAUUUAUUGGUGAUCAUGCGGGUCAGAUUACCAUGUUGCGUUGUGACACACAGAGUGUGCAGUUGAUAACCACCUUUAAGGGACACACUGCGGCCAUUCGUUGCUUAAAGUGGGUGGAGGGCCCACAGCUGCUGUUCAGUGGGGCCUGUGACCAGAGUGUCAUUGUCUGGGACGUGGGAGGAAAACGUGGCACCAUUUACGAGUUGCAAGGCCACAAGAACAAGGUGACAUCCCUGGCCUAUGCCAAUCAUACCCAACAACUGAUCACUUGUGGCGAAGACAAUGUUGUGGUCUUCUGGGAAAUGAAUGCCAUGCGUAAGGAGGUGCCUGCCUGGGUGGAGUCCAACAACUGUCAGAUAUGUUCCCGUCCAUUCUUUUGGAAUUUCCGUUCAAUGAUGGAUCAAAAACAAAUCGGUAUACGCCAGCAUCAUUGUCGCAAUUGUGGCCGUGCCAUAUGCGACAAUUGUUCCAACAAUCGUAUUAACAUACCCAUUAUGGGCUUUGAAUUUGAUGUGCGUGUAUGUAAUGCUUGCUACAACGAAUUACACACAGUCGAACGCCCCUCGUUGGCCUCAUUUCACGAUGCCAAACAUUCGAUUGUUUACAUGGACUUGGAGGAGGAGCGUAAACGCUUAUUGACUGUGGGUCAGGAUCGUGUUAUUAAGAUUUGGGAUCUUAAUACAAUUUGGGAUUAGAGGACGACCACACUGGGGGAAUUCUAUGGGAGUGGUGGUUAAGCGAUCAACUAUAAUUGGAAAUUAUAGUAAAAAAAAACAUACAAUACUACAAACAUAUACUACAAAUUAGAAACGAAUGAAGAACAGAAUUCUUUAUAAAAAAACGAAAUAUUAAUUAAUAAUAAUGUAAAUAAAGUAUUAUUUAAGGACUGAAACACAAAUCAGCGGUUUUCAAAUGUUACACACUUCACAUCUAUACUAAA